Gongylonema pulchrum is the source of this 366-nucleotide messenger RNA. Lineage: Eukaryota; Metazoa; Nematoda; Chromadorea; Rhabditida; Gongylonematidae. The record is from the annotation of a GenBank genome assembly.
AUGGAUUAUUUUGCAAAGCAACGGUGUCGCAAUGCGCCAGCGGCGAUGGCGUCGUUCCACUUGCGCGAGCAGUUCUACGAAUACGGCGCUGCUUUCCGCUGCAGUAGCUUCUUCGUACAUUCUAAAUGUCUUCACUUGUCGGUGAAUUUGUUUUUUAUUGUACGGCUAGUCAAUCUCGCAAUCAAACAAGCCAGAUUUUGCGGUCUUCUGUCAUUUUCGACUCCUGAAAAAGUAGUGAAAUUGACUGAAGAGAUAAGCUUCACAGAGCGAUUAAACGUUACCGAGCUGAAUACGGCUUUGAACCAGUCUGCUAGUGGCAACCUGUGUCUGAUGGUCAAAGCGAAUGCGCUCACUUCGGACUCCUAG